CCACGGCACAGUCAAGUUAACAACUUGCCCCCCUUUGUAGUGUAACUGUGAAAUUAGAACACUCGACUACAAAACCCAUUUCUAAAACCGAGGCAGAGAAAUCCAUCAAUCUCAACAAUAAAAGAGAAACAGAGCAUCAUCACCAUACCCCACAACAUGAUUACAAACUAAUUUCCCCUGAAAUCUGCACAACUAUCCUCCUCAUACGUGCGUUACCAUUCCAAAAGAGCAUAAUUCUCUUCAUAUAAAUUCACAUGUGCAGAGCUGGCCCGAAGAAAUUCUUGCACUGCGAGGCUCUCUGUUUUUCCCUGCAUGCAGUUCUCAGCGACGAUGGGAAAGCAGUGCCCCCACUUGUACAUGUUCAUCUUUCUCCUAGUUAUCAUGAUGCUUCACAAUCUCACCCAUGGCUGGCGAAAGGACCAGGCCGCCCAGCUCAGGGCCUUUCGCCGGGGCAAAAUGAGGACGGCUGCCGCGGAGGAGGACAAAUGGGAGGUGGCUGCCGCCGGGGGUGGGUUUUAUGAUGAUGGUGGAAAAAUGGAGGACGAUCUCAUAAUUGAUCUUCCUGGCAUGCCUUCAGCUGGGGUUACGUUCAAACAGUAUGCAGGGUACGUUACUGUGGAUGAAUUAAAAGGGAGAAGCUUGUUCUAUUAUUUUGUUGAGGCAAUUCAUGAUCCGUCUUCUAAGCCUCUCAUUCUCUGGUUAAAUGGAGGGCCGGGGUGUUCGUCAUUUGGGGUAGGCGCCAUGGGUGAUUGGUCCAUUAUCAUAUGGGGGGGGUGGACAAAGUUAAGCUCGAGACCGGCAAACCCUGUUUCUAAGGCACCAUGGCUUGGGGGGGGGAAGAGAGUUGCGAAUGUGUUGUUUGUGGAAUCUCCUGCUGGCGUUGGAUUUUCCUACUCCAAUACUACCUCUGACUACAACUUGUCUGGUGACAAACGCACGGCUGAGGACACAUACACAUUCUUGAUGAGGUGGUUUAAAAGAUACCCACUCUACAAGAAUCGAGAUUUCUACAUCAUGGGAGAAAGUUAUUCAGGUUUUUACAUUCCAGAGCUGGCAGAUACCAUUAUCAAGAGAAACAUGGUCUCUUCAUCCUCAAUUAUCCAACUUAAAGGAAUCAUGAUAGGGAAUGGGAUAAUGAACGAUGCUACGGAUCAUAAGGGAGUGUAUGAUUAUGUAUGGAGCCAUGCAUUGAUUUCGGAUGAAACCCAUCAAGGACUGGUGGAUCACUGCAGCCAAAACUACAGCAGCCCAACGUGCGAGGAUUACGAGGAAAGGAUUGAAUCUGAGGUUGGCCCAAUUGAUUUCUACAGCAUCUAUAGCCCUGUUUGCUCUGCAGAUUAUUCCUCAGAGUACUCUUCUUCCUCCUCCGCCUCGAGGAGGAGAGAACGCCAUGCUGCAGAUCAGCAUAUUGCUGCAGGGUUUGAUCCCUGUGAUGGAGAAUACGUUCAUGCUUAUGUCAAUCUUCCUCAAGUUCAGAAACUUCUACAUGCCAACACCACCAACCUCCCUUACACUUGGGAGUUCUGCAGUAGAAUGAUAGGGAGUGAUAAUUGGAUGGACAGCCCAUCAACAAUGUUCCCUGCGUAUAAAAGACUCAUCGCGCAUGGCCUUAGAAUUUGGCUUUACAGUGGGGAUGUAGAUGCAGUUGUUCCAGUGUCCAGCACUCGGUACUCCAUCCAUGCCUUAAACCUCACUGUCACUAAACCUUGGCAGCCCUGGCUUGAUGAUCUUAACCAGGUGGGAGGGUAUAGAGUGGUGUACGAGGGCCUAACUUUCAGCACAGUCAGAGGUGCAGGGCACGAAGUCCCAAGACUCCAGCCCCGCAGGGCUUUAUCUCUUUUGAAGCACUUCUUAUCUUUCAAUUAAUUAAUUAAACUCAACCCUCUUUAAUUACUUAAUUUGUUACUUUAAUCAGUAUCAGCUUGCUACCUAGCCCUGUUUCUGUUUGGAUUUUAAUUUCCUUACUCAACA
This is a messenger RNA of Malania oleifera, 1971 nucleotides long. Its product is annotated as serine carboxypeptidase 2-like. Gene Ontology annotation, cellular component: vacuole. The coding region runs from base 313 to 1866 and encodes 517 amino acids. The record is from RefSeq and is a predicted model, not a curated record. Gene Ontology annotation, biological process: proteolysis. NCBI's taxonomy places the organism in Eukaryota, Viridiplantae, Streptophyta, Magnoliopsida, Santalales, Ximeniaceae. The transcript is spliced from 9 exons. Gene Ontology annotation, molecular function: serine-type carboxypeptidase activity.